UGCUCAUCAGAGACGAUCGCGAGCUUCGCUCUGUAACGGCUGGACUUCUGUACGCGAUUCCUGCUCUGAGUGACCUGCACAGACUUUUGGAAGGAGAUGAUAGAGUCUGUUCCGCAAAGUGCUGUCAUGCCGUCAUAUUCCGAGACGCACUUUUCUUGGAUGGAUUUGUUCUGCAGCGAUAUCUACCCAGCCUACAGAGAUCCACCAGGUGUCCCUCCUCUGUGGUCCUCGCUGCCCCCCGAGCACUGGACCCGGCACCAUGUCUGCGACUGGCUUCAGUAUUGCUGUGACAGCUACAAGCUGGAUGCCACCUGCAUCCCGUUCUCCUACUUCAACGUGUCCGGCCUGCAGCUCUGCAGCAUGACCAAGGAGGACUUCACCGAGGCGGCAGGCGUCUGCGGACAGUACUUAUACAGCCUUCUACACGACAUUCGAACAAACGGACUUUCCUUACUUAAUAAUGCGGAGAACGCAAAGCCGCUCCAAGAAGAAAAUGAAGAAAAAUUUACUCUGAAAACCGAAGCGGUAAAGAAAGACAAACCUCCUGCGCAGAGCCGGCCCAGAAUACACAGUUCGCACCUGUGGGAAUUCUUGAGGGAUAUCCUCCUCUCGCCGGAGGAUAAUAACGGCAUUUUGGACUGGGAGGAUAAGGAGCAGGGCAUAUUCCGUGUGGUGAAGUCUGAAGCCCUGGCUCGGAUGUGGGGCCAGAGGAAACGUAACGACCGGAUGAAUUACGAAAAGCUCAGCAGAGCCUUGCGGCAUUAUUACAAGACGGGGAUCCUGGAGCGGGUGGACAGACGCCUGGUGUACAAAUUUGGGAAGAAUGCUUACGGAUGGCAUUGACCGCUCUCCAAGGAUUUGCUCCCAAGGGAGUCUCGGCUGAAGCUCAACGUGUCGCGAUUUAACAAAGACUGUUGGGGCUGAGAUCUCCCGGUAUUGUUACGUUGCCCCGGAGACGUGACACGCCGGGAACGUGUCUCUGAUGUCAUCUCAGGGGUCGAACCCGAGGAACUGUUGGUGGGAUUCGGGAAACGAGUAGGUAGAAAAUAGAGGAAUAGAUUAAGGAGGUGGUGAGAGCGCUACAUGCCCACCAUCCCCCAGCCCAAAGCCAAUUUUCCAUAGCUCCUGGCAAAUCUCUGGGAAAAACAUAAAAAAAAUCCAAUUUUUUCUAAUUUACUAGAAAAUUCUGGUUUAAUUCUGGAAAUAAAUGCACUUUGAUGUCCAAAUUUUUAACUUUAAUUUGUAAUUAUGUUUUAAUCUCUGGGGUGUAGGGUUGCUAUCUGGAAUGACAUUUUUGUAGAUUUUUUUUUGCUUUGGUAAAUGAGACAACUUUUAGUUGAAAGAUUCCAAUUUUAGUUUUGUAAAUCACCCAAAAAAAAUUCCCAAAACCUGCUCUUUUCACUUUACGAAAAAUACAAUACGGGAAUCGUUUAUAACAAUGCAUAAUUAUACAUAAUAACUGGAAAAGAAAAUGCAUUAUGUAAACCUUGGAAUAUGCUUAUGAAAAUCUGCUUUUUCCUACUUUUUUUUGCUUAAAAGAAAAGGUAAAAACUGUACAAAUUUGUAAAAAAUGUGAAUAGAGAAUAUGUAUUUUUGGAUAAAAUAUUUGUAUUACGGCCAUAAAAAAUAAACAUUUUUUGAACAACUGAGCAACAACUGGCUGUGAAACUGUGCGCAAAAAUCCUGGAUAGAGUAACAAAAUAUCAGUAUUAUUCA
Spea bombifrons (plains spadefoot toad) is the source of this 1716-nucleotide messenger RNA. RefSeq names its product E74 like ETS transcription factor 5 (gene ELF5). The record is from RefSeq and is a predicted model, not a curated record. Gene Ontology annotation, biological process: regulation of transcription by RNA polymerase II; cell differentiation. Gene Ontology annotation, molecular function: sequence-specific DNA binding; DNA-binding transcription factor activity, RNA polymerase II-specific. Bases 97 to 843 code for a protein of 248 amino acids. Gene Ontology annotation, cellular component: nucleus. The transcript has 7 exons. Lineage: Eukaryota; Metazoa; Chordata; Amphibia; Anura; Pelobatidae.